This is a messenger RNA of Rhincodon typus (whale shark), 1454 nucleotides long. Its product is annotated as reelin-like. The annotation marks the transcript as partial. NCBI's taxonomy places the organism in Eukaryota, Metazoa, Chordata, Chondrichthyes, Orectolobiformes, Rhincodontidae. The record is from RefSeq and is a predicted model, not a curated record. Gene Ontology annotation, molecular function: lipoprotein particle receptor binding. The transcript is spliced from 9 exons. Gene Ontology annotation, biological process: central nervous system development; neuron migration.
GGAGUGGUUCAUGUGAUCCUGGGGAUUCAUAUGAACAUGAUGUCACACUCUAUGCCAUGGUUGAGGGUAGAAAAGAGCAUGUUUUGGAUGUGUUGCCUUUUUCAUCCUACAGGGAACCAGCCCUAGUUUCAGUUGCUAUCAGUCCAGAACUCCAGACAUCUGCCACAAAGUUCUGCCUAAAACAGAAGAGCCACCGAGGACUGAACAGGAAUGUGUGGGCUGUGGACUUCUUCCACAUUCUACCUGUCAUGCCACCAUCACCUUCUCACUUAGCAGAGUUUUCUAUCAACAUGGGCUGUGGAUCUCUUCAACCAGGCAACAGCAUAAGUUUGGAGUUUUCGACAAGUCAUGGACGAUCGUGGUCCCUCCUGCACAUGGAGUGUCUGCCUGAUCUAUGCACAGGCCCACACCAUCCCCACAGCUCUGUCUAUUCUUCUGAAAACUAUAGUGGGUGGAGUCGUAUAACCAUUCCUCUGCCAUAUGCAGCGCUUACCACUGGGACCAGGUUUCGUUGGAGCCAGAUGGGUCCUGUGGCUGGAAAUAUGUGGGCAAUUGACAAUGUCUACAUUGGCCCUGCAUGCUACAAAUUGUGCUCUGGCCGAGGUCGAUGUACCACCAACGGAUGCAAAUGUGAUCCAGGAUUUUCAGGACCUGGUUGUGACAUAGCUUCACAGACAUUUCCUACCAUCAUUUCAGAAAGUUUUAGUAGUUCCCGGCUAUCAUCCUACCACAACUUCCACACAAUCCGCGGUGCAGAGCUUGGCUUUGGUUGUGGCGUCCUCUCAAGUGGCAAGGCAUUGGUAUUUAACAAAGAGGGAAGGCGAGAGCUCAUUACUUCAUUCCUGGACAGCACUCUAGCUAGGUUCCUCCAGUUUACUCUUCGCCUGGGCAGCAAGUAUGUACUAAGCACGUGCAAACCACCAGACCAGCCAGGAGAAGGAAUUCUACUGCAUUAUUCUGCUGACAAUGGAAUCACAUGGAAUUUGCUGCAGCAUUACUCUUACCAGAAUUACCAUGAGCCAAGAAUUAUUUCUGUGGAACUCCCAGAAAAUGCCCAGCAGUUUGGCAUCCAGUUCCGAUGGUGGCAGCCUUAUCACUCUGGGCCUGAUGAGGACGUGUGGGCUAUUGAUGAAAUUACCAUGACCUCAGUCCUAUACAACAGCAUUAGUCUCAAUUUCACCAAUCUAGUGGAUGUCACUCAGUCCCUGGGGUUCUACCUGGGAAAUGUCCAACCUUACUGUAACCAUGACUGGACUCUAAGUUUCACUGGAGAUUCUAAAACCAGUUCAAGCAUGCGCUAUGUUGAAACCCAGUCCAUGCAAAUUGGGGCCUCAUAUAUGUUGCAAUUUAGCCUUGUGAUGGGCUGUGGGAAGCUGUUUACAUUGCAUGUGGACAACCAAAUCAGACUGGAGUACUCCACCAACCAUGGCUUGACUUGGCACCUUGUGCAGGAG